Molecule: messenger RNA, 165 nt
Organism: Colletotrichum graminicola M1.001
Lineage: Eukaryota; Fungi; Ascomycota; Sordariomycetes; Glomerellales; Glomerellaceae
Exons: 2
Coding region: 1-165 (54 amino acids)
Source: RefSeq, a predicted model, not a curated record
AUGUCGACGAAGCUUGGUAGGCUGGAAGGACCGGGGCACCUCACGUUCGACGUCAUUGUAACCGCGCUGGAUCUGAACCUUUGGCGAAUCUUUGAUGCUGUGGACGGAGGGGGUGAUAUCUUGGGUGAAAAUCUUCGUCUUGCAUAUCACCCCAAGACGCCGUAA